AAAUGCCUUCUUUGGUCGAAAAUGAAGAUCCUCAACAAAAUAAAGAAGUCGCCGAAUGGAUGCGUUUUGGUAUGCGUUUGGGUGUGAGUGCCGCACUACAUCCAUUGGAGUAUUCCAAGGUAUUGAUACAAUUGGGCUAUGAGCCAAUUGCUGCUGUGCCUGGGCGUUCAAUUUUGGGUCGUCCCAUAAUGGUGUUGCCGAAUAUCUUUCAAUAUGCUGGUCAUAUACGUAAACUUGAUGGCUUCUAUGGCUGUUAUCGUGGUCUAACUCCCAAACUGGUGGGUUCCAUUUGCAGCAUGGUGUUGAGUGAAAAAAUUGCCGAUCGUUUGGGCCUGAAACCAUUGGAAGAGACCAAAGAUGAUGUCAAUCUAAGUGAUGAGGAGCUUUACUUCCAUUUCAAACACAAUCUUAAACGCGAUAUUGUGCUCAGUGUAUCGGGCAUUAUUGUAUCACAUCCGUUCCAUGUCAUAUCGGUGCGUAUGAUGGCCCAGUUUAUUGGUCGUGAAACUUUAUACAAAUCCAUUUUGGGUUCAAUAGCCGAAAUCUACAAAACCGAAGGUAUUUUCGGUUUCUUUUCUGGCCUUGUACCCAAGCUAUUGUGUGAUGUUGCCUGUUUGGUAUUGACCAGUUCAACGGUAUUUUUGAUUAAUAAAUAUGCCGUUAAAGAUAAAUUGGGUCGCCAAUAUACUGCCGGUUUUACACAGUUUGCAUUUUCCAGCAUUUUAUAUCCUUUGAAUGUGGUAUCCACAUGUAUGGCAGUUACCGGUUCCCGCCUUAUGGCUGGUCAGCCACCAAUUAUGCCGCAAUAUUCUGGUUGGGUGGAUUGUUUCAAUGAUUUGCAGGCCAGAAAUGAGUUGAAGCGUGGUAGUUCAUUGUUCUGGAGGUAA
Messenger RNA from Musca vetustissima, 887 nucleotides. It is a transcript of the gene Mtch, whose product is annotated as mitochondrial carrier homolog 2. The coding region runs from base 3 to 887 and encodes 294 amino acids. NCBI's taxonomy places the organism in Eukaryota, Metazoa, Arthropoda, Insecta, Diptera, Muscidae. The record is from RefSeq and is a predicted model, not a curated record. The transcript has 4 exons.